Limanda limanda (common dab) is the source of this 3165-nucleotide messenger RNA. It is a transcript of the gene aldh5a1, whose product is annotated as aldehyde dehydrogenase 5 family, member A1 (succinate-semialdehyde dehydrogenase). Lineage: Eukaryota; Metazoa; Chordata; Actinopteri; Pleuronectiformes; Pleuronectidae. Gene Ontology annotation, biological process: GABA catabolic process. The transcript is spliced from 10 exons. Gene Ontology annotation, molecular function: succinate-semialdehyde dehydrogenase (NAD+) activity. The coding region runs from base 126 to 1676 and encodes 516 amino acids. The record is from RefSeq and is a predicted model, not a curated record.
CAGUCACGUGGUUUCCCGCUUCCCCCUCGGACCGGUUCAAACCGACCGGAGCCAGCGGAGCUUCAGCUGCGGAUCCGCGGGCACGAAGCAGCGCUCAGCCCCGCAUAGAGAGCCAGAGCCCCGGGAUGUCCGCUGUGUUGGUGCCGAGGACCCGCUGCUUCCUCCGGCUGCUCCUGCCCGCUCUGCCCGGCCCUCACGCCUCCAUGGCCCGGCUCUACAGCCUGGACGUGGCCGCUCCGCUGCUCCGGACCCAGGGCUACGUGUCCGGCCGCUGGGUGUCCGCGGCCUCGGUGUUCCCGGUGCUGGACCCGGCCACCGGGCAGGAGCUGGCCCGGGUGGCGGACUGCGGCCCCGCGGAGGCCCGGCGGGCGGUGGCCGCGGCCGCCGAGGCCUUCCCCGGCUGGAGGCGGCACACAGCCAAGGAGCGGAGCGUCCUGCUGAGGAAGUGGUUCGACCUGAUGACGCUGCACAAACAAGACCUCGCCAAACUGAUCACGUUUGAAUGUGGCAAACCGAUGGCGGAGUCUCUCGGGGAGGUGGCGUACUCCGCCUCCUUCCUGGAGUGGUUUUCAGAGGAGGCGCGGCGAGUUUACGGCGACAUCGUCUCCUCGCCGGCGAAGGACAGGAAGCUCUUCCUCCUCAAGCAGCCGGUGGGCGUGUGCUCCAUCAUCACCCCGUGGAACUUCCCCAGCGCCAUGAUCACCAGGAAGGUGGGGGCCGCUCUGGCCGCCGGCUGCACGGUGGUGGUCAAACCGGCGGAGGACACGCCCCUGUCGGCGCUCGCUCUGGCCGAGCUGGCGGAUCAGGCGGGGAUCCCGGCGGGUGUGUUCAACGUGGUCCCUUGUUCCAGAGAGAGCACGCCGGCGGUCGGGGGGGUUCUCUGCACCGACCCCCUGGUGGCGAAGAUCUCCUUCACCGGCUCCACCGCCACCGGCAAAGUGCUGCUGAGAAUGGCCGCCGACACAGUGAAGAAGACGUCCAUGGAGCUGGGUGGCCACGCCCCUUUCAUCGUGUUCGACAGCGCCGACAUCGACAGGGCAGUGGGCGGAGCCAUGGCCUCCAAGUUCAGGAACUCCGGACAGACGUGUGUGUGUUCAAACCGCUUCCUGGUCCAGAGCGGCGUGUACGACCGCUUCAUGGACAAACUGGGCCGAGCCAUGGACGCCGAGCUGCGUCUGGGUCACGGCUCCGCCCCCGGCACCACGCAGGGGCCGCUCAUCAACACCCGAGCUGCAGAGAAGGUGGUCCAGCAGAUCUCUGACGCCGUGUCCCUGGGAGCGAAGGUGCUGAGGGGCGGGAAGCGUCUGGACGGGUCCUUCAUGGAGCCCACGCUGCUCGCCGGCGUCACCACGGAGAUGCUCUGCACCCGGGAGGAGACGUUCGGCCCGCUGCUGCCGGUCAUCAGGUUCGAUACCGAGGACGAGGCGCUCGCCAUCGCCAACGCGUCGACCGUCGGACUCGCAGGUUAUUUCUACUCGCAGGACAUCAGUCAGAUCUGGCGGGUGGCGGACGCGUUGGAGGUGGGGCUUGUUGGAGUGAACGAGGGCCUGCUGUCCACCCCGGAGGCCACCUUCGGGGGGGUCAAACAGUCCGGGUUGGGCCGCGAGGGAUCCAAGUACGGCAUCGAGGAGUACUUAGACGUGAAGUACAUGUGUCUCGGGGGCCUCCAGCUGUGAGGGGGCGGCGUCCAGCUGUGAGGGGGCGGCGCCCACCGUCCAGCUGUGAGGGGGCGGCGCCCACCGUCCAGCUGUGAGGGGGCGGCGCCCGCCGUCCAGCUGUGAGGGGGCGGCGCCCGCCGUCCAGCUCUGAUCUGUAGAGCCACGUUGUGAUUAACACAUUUUAACGUUCCUGAUGACAGAAAGAAAUAAUAACAGGGUCCAGAGAAAUGUAUUUUGAGAAAUCUCUUUUGAAAUUAAUAUUUUGAUCAGGGUUGAUAUUCAGUUCUGAUUGGAUGAUUUUGUGCCAUAAUCACGACCCACCAUCAAAACAGGAGGAGUUCAUUCAUGGUCCUAUUUUGAAAUAAUAAUAUUUUACUACUCUAACCAGUAGGAGGAGCUGUAGCGUCCCCUUGUGGAUAAGCCCCGCCCCCCUCGGUAACUUUACCUUCUCACACUGCAUCUGCACUGGUUACCAUGGUAACAGCCUUUAACGGCCAAAUACGUGUCAUAGUUUAGUUUUUUGUAAUAGUCCUGUAAAAGAAACUUUACGUACUAAUAUAUUAUUGAUUCAUUGAAACCUUUAUUUAUACAGAGGGAAAGCCACUGAGAGAGAGAGAGCUUUAACAAUACAAAUAUACAAAUAUACAGUAAAGAAACAAUUAUAUACAAAUGUAAAAACAGAAAUACAGACAAAUUAGAAACAAAGCAGCAAAAGUAAUAAACGUUUGAGUCGACUCUGGGUUGAACUUCUUGCUUCUGGUUCCAACAACCAGACUUUUUCUAACGGAAACUUUAAACACUACAAACUAGUUGCUGCUGCUAGUUAGCCGGCAUGCUAACAGGAACCGGUGACAGUUGCUAAGCUGUGAUUGGAGAGUGACUGUUAGGGGCGGGGUUUAGUUGAAAACGUUGGUGAAGGUUACGUCAGGAAAUCUGCUUCUUCUCCGUCACCAUCUUAGAAAACAUCUGUUUUCCACAAAGUGAACUUCCUGUAUAACACAGACAUGUUGUUGUGCUACUGAUUAAACAAAAUACCCUAAACCCUUAAGAUAAAUCGUUCUGUUGGUGUUGAUCUUCCUGAAGUUCUGUCGUAGGAUUAUUUCAGUGAAAACAGUUUUUUUUGUGAUUAAAAUCCUUAAAUAUGCUGAUAUAAAAGAAAUAGGAACAGAUUUGCAUUUUAAUCAUUAGUUUAACGUUUGGACCUUUAGUUCAAAAUGUAGUUUAUGUUUCUUGGGUAAAAUGAUUUGUUGAAUAUAGACGUUGAACACGUGGCUAAUGUGGAGGAAUCAUCUGCAUGUCUCCGGUUUCUAGAACAAAAUCAAUGUCAGUGUUUUUCUGUGUAGAGAUAAAUAAAUAGAUCAGAUUUAAAGUUUCCUGGUGACACGUCGUCAGGUUGAAUCUGAACCUGAAGCAGUUUUGCCAAAAUGAGUCUCGUGACGUUUGUUCUACAAACAUUAUUGGAAGUGACUGAAACUGUGAAGAGGAAAUAAAAACCAGACGUAAAGUU